AUGCUGUUGUUUAUCUGCCUCCUUGUAACCGAGGUGGUGGGCUUCGGCGACGGAUAUGCAGACGAGUCGAUAGGCGGCCUCGUCGUCGAUCCGCGAGACCGAGUCGAGCGUGAACACAUCAACGCCGAAAUGGAUGCCAACAUAGUCAGCUAUGGUGACACUGGACUACUUUUUACCCACUUCAAGUCGGAAGACGGCCGGAUGGUCCUGAAUAUCUCCUGCAAUAAGUCAGAGCUCGUUUUGGAGCAGAAGAAAGCCCCACAACAAGUUACGUGCAAUUUGACAUACGAGCUUACAGUGGCCAUCGCUCUCUCCUUCGAAAUUGACUACCCACCAGUGGCCCAAUCAGCUCCUGCAUUCUGGCUGCAUCUAAAGCCUACCUCGUCCCGACUGGUGACUAUUCCCCUGAACCUGACGAUCCUAGGGGUGCGCAUGGGUGUAGCCUACCUGAGAAUAUGGGCUCGUGAAGCCAUGGAACAGAGUGGAUCCGGUCUGUAUGAGUGGCACAAUUGGAACCGGUCUGACCCUCUGCUCGUAGAGGCCUACUUGUCGACGCUGGUGAACAGGAGUGAGUUUGGCAACGGUGGUUCUGUCAUGGGCCUUCCGGUUAAAGUUUUGCGACCACGAGGUUCAAUUGAGGUUGUAUUUAGGGCAGUUGUUGCAUGUCUGGUCAUUGGAAUUACGUUUGUCAUGGGAUGCGAGCUGGAUCCGCGUCUGAUAUGGAGACAUUUGAAGAGGCCCGUAGGUCCACUCAUCGGUUUUUGCUGCCAAUUUGGAAUAAUGCCCCUGGUGAGUCAUCAUCUGAUCCAAGUACUACUGCAUGACUAUCCUAGUCCUUGUUGAUCAAGCUGCAGUCACCCUCUGUAAGAUGGGCCAGUCAGCCAAUGGGUGCAAAUUUGCAUUUCAUGCAAGCUGGUGAAAGUGCCCAGUGCCCUUAUGGUAUUCCGGUGUGCAUCAAACGAGUAGUCAGUAAGAAGAAAUGCAUGAAAUCCAUACGGAAUUUGCAAGACUUUCACGCGGCCUGCCAAUAGUAAUCUUUAAGCUGUGAGAUAAAGCUCUCAGGAAUCAGGUCACCAUUCGAGCAAUCGCCUAAUGGGUAUUUCCCGUGUGCUUCCCACAUUAGAAAUCGACAAGUUUCUUCAGCGAAAAGGACACCGCGGAUUUAAAUGUAGCAAUUUGAGAAAGGAAUUUUCAAAACCGCGAUGAUCAUAGUAAAUAUGAAAGUAGUAUGUGGAUAGUAGAAGGGUAUGCAGAGAAGGAGACUCCUUCAGUGCCCCUUCUCAUCAUACGUGUGUAUUUAUAUCAUAUUGUAUUUGUGAUAUUAUUGUUAUAUUUAUCUGUUAUUAUUAAUAAGCAGUUACUUUUUUGACCAGGUAAUUGUGCAUAUAUGUUUGCUUAUUUCCAGUCACAUGAUUUCGCAAACAUUCAUAAUGCGUUCGACUCCAAUUACAACACAAAUAAAAACGGUGAUUGCUGAUCUGUGCGAAGUGGAAGGAGUGGAGAUCGAGAAUUGUUAUACAGAGCUGGCUGUAAGUAGGUAUGUUGUGAAAGACCCGCUUUCUCAGUCAUUCCGGCAUAAUUCAACGGCAGGUAAUAGGAUGUCGACGAGACGCCUGUAUGUCGUGCUAUGGAGUGUCAAUGUUGGGAUUAUGAGAAAACAGCUUGUCUUGCAUAAAAUUAACUUCUCGGCAGUGUAGGCAUAUCGAGAAAACGACUACACCGGAAAUAUUAGCUCGUGACACGCAAUCGGAUCCAACUACCUUGCUCACUCUAGGUGCCACAGUCUCACAUUGUCUCCUUCUCCUCCUCCUCCUCCUCCUCCUCCUCCUCCUCCUUCUCCUCCUCCUCCUCCUCCUCCGAUAUGAUUAAGUCAUUUGCUUACUUAUUAUGUGCACGUGACCUGGCCCACCGCCUCCUCACGCGAUCCACGCAACUGGGAUUUGGCCGUGGUUUUGACUGCAGUGGAGCAGUCUUGGGUCGUAUCUACCUCACUUCAUCUCUCGUCGUCAAUCGUUCAUUAAUGACGGAAGAAGCUCAAAACAACAGAAUGAAUGUACAUAAGAUCAGUGGCAGAUAAGUCCAAAAGGUUCAUCUGCGAGUGCCAGAUCGGAUCUGAUCCAUGAUGCUCCACUUCGUAGGCUUCAACGAGUAUAUCUGUAAUUGCACAUAAGCCGGGGACAUUAGAUGGCGUCAUUUGGGGGUGGUCAAUGCAUACGAACAGCAUUUUUACUUCAGUUGGAAACACAGUGACUUAAAAACUAAGCAAAUCUUCUACUGGUGCCUUACACGGCCUGGCCCUUAAAACCGAAGAAUAUCGGCCUUGAAGAAGGAGAUGUCAAAUCUAACACAACUUGGAAAUAUUUACCACAGUCUGACGAUCGUCUGAAAUGGACGACCAAGAUAUACCGUCAGUAGGCGUAAUCCCAAACUGGGACUUUUGACAUACCUGAGUAUUUUUAUGUCACGCGUCAUUAUUUGUACUGAAGAAAAGAGGGUUGCAUAGCGUUCCCUCCCAUUCUGACUGUUCUACUUCUUCUUCCACUCAGGAUCGGCUUGGUUGAAAAUGCGUUUACGAGCGGUGGCUUACCUGGAGUGACCGUCUAACGCACGGCGCAUUAGGUCCCGGACCACACAUAAUCUAAAUUUGCACUAAGGUCCAGAUUAAGCACGAUCGGUUGUAGCAUUAUCCCAUUUAUUGACAGUCCUCCCAACGACGACGUUUUGCGUUUUUACGUGGAUUCAAGCGCAUACCUCAUCUUGCCUUCGCUCUCCCGUCCACCUGUGUCGUCUACAUAGCUGCCAACAGUCUGAAGAUGAAACCUGUCGCAGAGACUGAUGCGGCGCCAAUUUUAAAGUUGGGCAUUUUACACGUAUAUGAAAAGUCAAUGGUUGAUCUCUCUCGUGGACUCCAUGAGACUCUAUAAUCACAUGUCAUGACCUGUAGCAACCCUUAUGUUGAUCCAGGUCAGUUAGAGCACGUUCAGUUUACGAGCAAACUAAGUAAAAUGCAAUUGUUGAAAUCCUCCUUUGCCCAUCUUUUGGGCGCCCUUGAUCCUACCUACGUAGGUACUAACUUCCAUGCUGCGAUCCUUUCCGCAAUGCGCCAGUUGGUUCACACGGAGAUCCGACUGAACGACACAUGAUCGGAAGCGCAUAACAUACCCACACGCAGGCAAUCCACUUGUAAUGCUCUGGGGUGAUUCGGGGGAUCAAACGAAAGCAUAGAACUUCCCCCUUCUCGAACAUAAUAACUGCCAGUGGAGGACCCUCCGAUCAUUAAUUCAGCGAUACACCAACGAAAGUCUAUGUAUCCGAGCCUCUAGCCUCCGAGAAGCCGGCGUCUGUACGGGCGUGUGCAGCUCGUACUUCCGGGGAUCACUGCGUGAUGGCAGCAAGUAGGCCAGAAACGGGCAUUCCACUGCCCCUUGGUUUUUCAUUAAAAUGUCCUCAAUUACUGAAUUCUGGUCGCCGCGUGCGACGGACUCUUUAGGCAGCGCACUCUCAGCUUCAAGGUGAAUCCUAAACUCUCACUUUCGUCCCGCAAUCAGGGUAGAUGGUUUGCGUGUCAUUUUUAUGUGCCGUAACUUAUUAUGCUACAGUUGGUGGGCUUCUCCCAUGCCGAGGAGGAAAUAUACUUUUUUAAUUAUGCAAACAACUUUCGCUGCUGAUUGUCUAAUUAGUUCGCCUUGACGAUAGUUUCCCCUAGGCGUACGCAGGUGGUUUGACGUGGUAGAGGUACUAAAUAAGAAUACGUUGUUCAUGUGACAUGUUUCUGCUGGAGUUAUACCAUAUUUUUUUACGGCGUGACGCCUCCAGCAAGUACAUCCGUUAGACUCAAAUGAGUAUCGGAUAAUUAGAAGCCCAAUUAGACUCUGUACCGUAGAGAAUCACUAAGAUUGUUUAACGCUAUAUUUAAUCCAAGAUGGAAGUCGAAAAAAACGCCCAGACGUCCAUAUGCACAGGUGUGAAACUGGGUAGCUGCAAACUGCAGUAUUCACAACAGCUACAUACACAAGGCAACAUGUUUCACUUUAACUGCAAUUGGCCAUCCUAAAAUUGCAAUCGGCGACGUCGACCGUGUUUCCCACAGCAUGGCUGAGGCAGGAACGAUGGAUUAAUUUAUUAUGAUAGUAGACUUAUGCAGCGCCUACCACACUCUCCCCGCCCUCAUCCAUCUGACUCCGUUGCUAGGACAGAGUCAUAAAUCCUGUAGGCACAGUCGGGUCUAAUGUCUGACAAAUUUUAAUAGCCCGUUUGCGCGUCCCAGUGACGCCUCAUGCACGUCAGAUGGACUAGGAUUUCACAGAAUCCCGAAAUUGGCCGCCCGGAUCCCAUCUUAGUGAAAAUGUCAUAGGGGCUAUAUGAAGAACAAACCAUCACCUCCCGACUUCCUGCCCUGGGAGGAGAGCCGAGUUAACCGGUCAUUUGGCUGCCUUUUAUGCCAGAGCUUCUAGCUAACAGUGAAAGUGUUUAAGUGCGUCAAUGUUUUUCCUGCAAGGAAUAUGCGCUAAUUAAUAUGGGGUCAGAGUCAUCAGAGUCAGCCUCAUCCUCUCUUCCCCUCACCGAGGCACGUGAACGUUGUCUGUAACCGUCAGUCAUCUGACGACAGGAUUGGCACAAGCAGCUGCCAGAGCUGAGCGGCCCGUCCGCACGUGCCGAAAUUACAAAAUCACCACCACAGACGCUGACUUCUGCACCCUCUGUCACAGGACAAUGCGGUGGUCAGUGGUGUCAGUCUAAAUUUUUCCCAAUAAUUUCGAAUCUCUAAGGAAGUGACAGAAUGCCUUUCGUGUACCGACAGACUGUCGGAGCGCAAGGGAAGUACUACCUCAGACUAAAGCAAACUUGAUCGCCUUUUCUCCGCAGAUCGCAUUCGGGAUUGCGAUGGUGGUACCAAUUAAACCAGAAUUUGGGUUUGGACUCCUCACUACCGGCUGCUGUCCCGGUGGCGGUGGCUCCAACGUCUGGACACUCUUGCUGCACGGCGAUCUUAACCUCAGUAUGACAAUGACAUUCAUCAGCAGCAUUGCUGCACUGGGUAUGCCUAUUGUGUUUUACUGGAUGUACUUCCGACUACUGCCCCAGAUGAACGCGAGAAAAGAGGAAAUACACAGUCUGAAGGGUUUCGCCCACGAUGAAUAUAGUACUGUAUAUAUUAUUUAGUAAUCUCAUAUAGUUUACUUUGCAUUUACAUACUACUAGUAGCACCGCUUACUUGCAGAAUGGUCAUUGUCCGGUUAGUUCGCAGAAUCUGAAUGUCUUCGACACAAAUGCUCCUUACAGUUCCGCGGCUGACUAUGAAGAUGAUGUCCUAGGGACUUCACUUGAAGUCCUUCCUUGAGUCGUUUGCGCAAUUAGUUUUUCAUCGCUCAUGUCUGGAUUUCUUUUAUAGGGGACCUCUUAGAGAGCACAGGGGACCUCUUUCAGUUGCGUUAUGUAGCAGCAAAGAAGACGCGUCUAGACUAUCGCUUAUGUUAUCUGUAGGGGAAAGCUACUGCCAUAUAUGCACAUACAGUAGGUGGGCUAACUCAUGAAAUGCCCACCGGAAUUGUUAAAUGCGUUUUGGUUUCGAAAAGAUUAAUUAAAUAGGCUUGUAAAACUAAUCAGCAUCUAGCAUAAUGCCAUAAUAUUUCAGUUACCACAGGAUGCUGUCAUUCAAAUGUACUUCUUUCCGGCUGCAUGCAAAAACAACACUCUGUUAAAAAUCACUACUUAUGUGGCAUGCAUUUUUCUCAUUGAUUUUCUAUAUCCAUAAGAACUCAACCAUAUUUCCUGGAAAACACGCAUAAAAAUGUUCAUGCUCUUUCGUAUUUGGCAGAAAAUGACGUCUUCUUCCAAUUUUGUGCUCGAAGGAAGUGUAUACUUCGGUUUUAAGAAGUUUCUAAUUGGAAGACCUUUUAAUAACGUGAAAUCGCCGUUCAUGAAACGUCAUGUCUCUGCAUUUACCAAUGUGGUUCGUAAACUUUACAACGUGGUUCAAAUCCACUGCUAAAUUUCAUGAAUUACAUAUGGUCUUCUCUUAAUGCUGUGUAGAAAUCUAUCGUUUUCCGUACGCGGAAAAUAUAUGGCUUUUAGUUUGGAAACCCUGAAUGUGAUUGUAACGGCACAUCGGGUUCAAAGUUAUUCGGAAUUGGAAAGUUUUAUAAACCAAAUUAUACCCUUCUCUCGCGUAUGAUAUUGGAAGAAGACGUUCUCUUCUAUCGAAUGAAUAAGGGAAUGAAUAUUUUAUGCAUGUUCUCCAUGAAAUGUAAAUGAAUUUUCAAGGGCAUCGAAAACCGACAAGAAAAUCGCACGCCAAAUGAUAGCCAUUUUUUGCAGAGUAUGGUUUUUGCAUGCAGCUGUAAAGAUAUUAGUGCAAAAGCCGACAUCCUGAGGUAAGUGUAUUAUUAUAGAACUAUGCUGUAUAAUGUUUUGUUUUACAACCCUACUUAAUUAAUCUUUUCGAAAUGAAAACGCAUUUCGGAAUUUUGGUUAAACUUUCAUGAUUUGGCCCACCAACCGUAUAUUCCAGUUCUUUGUGAAAGAAAGUAAACCAUGUUAUUGGUCAUGCUUUUAGUCCUCACUUAAGUUGAGAGCAUUAGUCUUGAUCACUUACUAAGCGUCUGCCUGUGAGAAAAUGAAGUAACACGCCCGAAAGGGCUGUCGUCUCAGGUCCCUUGUGUUUGUCGAUUUGCCUCCGAAGUUACUCGCUUGGCAGUCUUUCGUCCUUUCAGAUGUUUAAGGGUUAGAUAGAACUGACACCAUCCCUAAGACUCAUUGCUUAAGGAAUCUUAACUGAUAGGUUUACGCCCUUCGGCGCAUAUCUCGACACAAUUUCCGGGUUCUGCUGCUGGAGGGGCAUCUUCAAGUAGGCGUGGAGAUUUUCUUGAGUGAAGUGUACGCCUCCUACGCUCAACCCAUAAAGAAUGUUGAGAGACCCCGACUGAACGCAGAUUACACUGUUUUACGACCUCGGGUUAGUGUGGCGUUAAAAGUUCUAAUAUCAGAAAAGUGGGCAACGGUAUAGAGAAGGACCCCAAUUAACUGUCAGUGGACUGUAGAUCGUGUCAUCUGCGGUUUUAUCUUGGCAUACAUUUGUUGGCUUUCGCAGAAAGUACACUAUCAACAACGAUAACUUCCUACGACCUCAUACCUUAACUUAAAAUCCGCUAUUUUGUGAAAUUUACUUUUUUGUUUAUUGUUUAAUUACCGCCUUCAUUACGGGCAGACAGUCGAUUGUAAUGUUCUCCUGGCAUGAGCAGUCACCUCUUCGGGUGUUUAUUAAUAGUAUGCUUCAAUAAUGACGAGCGAGUGGAAACAAAGAGGUAACUUGGACAGUGAAAUAGAUGAAUUCUUCGUUCUCAUAGAUUGAGUCAUGUUCCGCCAACUAUAGCGAGUAAGCUGAAUAGAACAAACCUUUCCUAAAAUAAACAUUUAGACUGUACUGUUUCACGUGAACACGGCAAUCUCCAGCACCACAAAGCCAGAUAUAGGAACCCCCUUCAGUUUUUGAUAGGACAGUCAGUCGGAUGAAAAUCUGCUAUGUGUGCAUAAACCUUUAACUUCGAGCAAGGCAUUUGUGGAAAUAGUCAUAACGUAGGCAUACAGGACUUCUCUUAUGUACUGUCAGGCUAAAUCAGUCGGUAUGGAUGCGAACAAAGAUAUGACAUCAAAGGAGGUAGUUACCUCAUCAGCGGAAAUUACUUGUAAUCCCCUUAGGAAUUCUACAUAGUACUCGACGGAUACAUCACAAUUCUUCGUAAGUGGCUGGAUCUGAUAGGAUAGGCACUUACAAAUUUUCUAGUUGGGUACACUGAUUAACGAUACUGUCGGUCGCAGCGGAACCUCCGCGUUGCAAACUUUGGGCAUUCUAUAGAUCUUAGCGACGGUCGGUUCAAUUGGUCUCAGAUAUUUGGCAAGUUCUCCUGACAGUUGAUCUACCUCCAUAAGACGCCUCAGCACCUUCGUAGGGGGCGCAUUGAAUAACUCGCCAAAAUGUCUCUUAAGAAAUUGAGAGAACUGGAGAUCGCUCCUGGGUCUAUGAAGCCCCGCUCGUAUUACAGGUCCUCUUGCCCUAGGCCCUUAAGGGGGAUUAGGUUUAUGGCAAGGGUUAAAAUGAAAGGUAAGACUUAUUCAGCUACGAAUUUGUGGACAAAAGUGGUUGAGAUUUACAAACACGACAGUUUGACUCUCGUGCCUGACGAUGUCCAGCACAGCAAGGCGAGAGCAGCCACGGUGACAUGUGCGUGAACUCGAACUUUCGCCUCCGGCGAGAAGAAAGUCUGCGUUUUGAUUACAAGGAACCGUAACUUCCGCUGACGAGAUAAGUGCCUCCCUCGAUGUCAUCUCUUUGUUCACAUCCAUAACGCUCUAUUUAGCAAGAGAAUACAUAGAAAAAUCCUACACGCCUACGUUAGUCAUAUUUUCUCAAAUGCAUUGUUUGAAUUCAUAAAUAGCAGAUUUUUAUCCAACGGCAAUGAUCGGCUGAAGGACCCCAGACACAAACACGACCAGCCGAAGGCGCCUACAACGAUCACUUCUCAAUUCUCUGAGCUGAGGUCAUUGUAGAUAGUGCACCAGACCGCCUGCAACAGACGACACAACUUUGCACAAUAAAACGCCAAAUCGAAAUAAUCGUGUCGGACUAAAAUCCACUUACAUAAGUAUAGUAUACAUAUUUUUGUAUGCCACAGGUGCUUGGUUGAUUAUCUACAAUGAGCUCAUCCCAGAGAGUUGAAAAAUGUUUGCUGUAGACACUUAACGUUUAUUUUUUAAAUUGUCCUGCUUCAUUUCGGUUUCUAUAUGUCAAUGCAAUAAAUUCUUCCCACCCGAAAAGCGUAUUUACCAAUUAUCUAUACUUAUGCUGCCAUUCCUCCAUGCAUACAUAGGCCCGAGCCGAAAACCUUUAUUACAACCUUUCCCGUAAGACAGGCACCUUUGGCUGGCCGUAUGUGUUUGAGGUCCCUCACUCGAUCGUUGUCAAGAAGACAUUACCACCCAAAUCAUGAUGUUGCCACGGUUUUUGUAAGCGCCUUCGAUGAUAUCUAAGCACCCAACGCGGCAUUAAUGCUCAAAAAGAAUAUAUUCAGUUAGGGGUACGAAUGCAUAAGGGCAUAAAAAACUGGAGAUCUUCAAACACCGUUCCCCAGGCACGAUUCUCCUGGCGAUGCGAAUCUCACCAAUAUAAAAAAAGACAGUUGCACUGGCACGCGAACGGUUUUUGCCGACUGAUUUGUGAGCUCAGUGUUAUUGUCCUACAACGAAGACCGCGGUCCACCCGAAAGUUCGACCGUUGUCGCCGACGAUGUUCGCUGUGUGCUCUACAACAUGGUGAAAGCAGGCAGGGUGACUUGUGCGUAUAUUGAUUUAUAGUGGAGGCGGACUUACGCAGCAUCUACCGCACACUCUUCUCCACCUGGGCCCGACGUCAUAAUUAAAUCAAGAAGAUCGGAGACGGGAGAGGACGCAUAUGGCUGUCAAUGCCGGACCCGCACCUAGGCGUACCACCACACCCCCUGGUCCACAACAAACAUUGGCCCCAUUAUCACCUUUUCUCGUAAGACAGGCACCUUUCGUUGGUCGUAUGUGUUUGGGGUCCUUUAUCCAACUGACGAUACUAUCAACAAUUUAAUGGGGUCCCUAUGGUGUCCCCUAUAUCUGACUUUAUUACCGGGGUGCUAAUGCAGAAAUUCAAAGCUACGGCUCGUUCGCUAGUUAAUCCUGAGCUGUUGAUGUAACUUGCUGUAAGCUUCCUAGAAGUAAAUUCACACUUGAAAGGUUAACUUACUACAAACUCCCAUUUCUGGAUGUUUUCGUCCAGCGAAAGGCGCACGUAAUUCCGAUUACCGGAAAGAAACUUACGCUAAAGUCAGUCUACCCUAUAAGAUCAACCAGUCCAUUUGUCACAAACGGAGUGCUGUCAUAAAAUCAUUGUAUUGAAGAAGUAGGCUAACAAGUCGGUUUUAAUUGCUUGCGUGAAUUACCUUUGCGGAAUUGAUACUCUAAGGAUUUUGUACGCAGAUGCAUGAGGCAGCAGAAAUCAGGAGGGAAGGGGCCGGGUGGUUCCAAUCAAACGCCUAAACUACGUACUUGGCGAACUCAUCCAUACAUUAGGAAUGUGUCUGAAGUCGUUGAAAGACAGUUAAAGAAGCACCAGAUUCGAGUGGCGCACAAACCCACGACUACUUUUCGCUCUCAGCUGGUGCAUCCUAAGGAUAGGGUUCAUCAGCUGGACAAGAAAGAGGUCGUCUACAAGAUACCGUGUGAUGCAUUAACUGCCGUUUAUUGCGGCCAGACUGAAUAAUCCGCCUCUACGCACAUUAACGAACUCCAGUUGGCAAUGACGAUGCGAAAACAUCUGUCCCAAGUAGCCAUGCCUACCCCAGACACCGCGUGCACCAUCGCUUGGCACAAACCUCGCAUUUUCGCUGCCUGCUCUUCGAAGAAAGACUGAGAGUUCCUAGAGGUUAUGCACUUGGAUGAAUCAUGCGUCAACCGGCAUAUCAAGUUGGAUGCUGUGUGCAGAGUCAGCUAAAUCGCAGUUGGUAGCCCGGAAUGGGAAGCGGACGGCGACCUUAACCCUACUCCCAAACCGUAACUCUAACCUUAACCUCAACCGUUACCGUUAGCUUUUAACCCUAACGGCAACGCUAACCCUAGCCGAAAUCGUAAACGUAACCGUAGCCCUUAGACAUAACCGUAACUGAGAAGCCUAACCGUACUACUGGAACCUAUUCGCACGCUCAAACCCUAACCAUAACCUGAAAACCGAAGCCUAAAGGCAUAACCCUAACCGGAAAAUCGGAAUCCAUUAACCGGUACCCUAAUCCUAACCUCAAUCGUAAAACGGAAGCCAAAUGUGUCCGAUGUGACUACGGAGGCCACAAAAUAACCUCAGAAAACAAACCCCCCAGCCACCUGUAAUGCGGGUCCGGGCUAUCAACUGCGAUCUAGCCGCAGAGUCUUCAAUCCAAAAUGGAAGAGAAAAGAGCCAAUCAAAUUAGACUGACAGACAGGGCGGUCGCCUACCGACACAAAUGCCAGAGGAGUAUGGAUUUUAUGUUCAUUAGUGACAUUAGCUGUUUUGUUUUGCUCACAGAUGUGUUCUCCGCCUGCGUCUACAGACGACCUGGGAAACCAGCGUUGAAAAUUUACGCAGUGGAGCUUCUCGCCCCAUUGAACCUACCUUAUUUCAAUAUAUACAUAGGCAGAAUGGCAUUACCGACAAAGACAAGGCAGACUGGAAUGGCCACUUCCGGCUUAUUAACAGUCGUCAGUCAGCCAUACCUAACCGUGAAAUGUGGGACCCCUGAGGUUUGAUCCCGUGACUUGUUGGUUAGAAGUUCAACGCCUCUAACCACUGAGUCAUGAGCUCGUUGUCCCGUUGGUUGCGAUCUGGGAUAUACAUGGUAGACGGUGCUCACCGAUCAUUUAUGUGGAUCUAAAUCGGCCCGUUGUGGCCCGAGUGUUCCACACUUCGGUAUUGGAUAUAACUGACUGACGACGGCUAAUAAACCAGGAGUGGCCACUUCAGUCUCCCUUGUCUCUGUCGGUAAUGCUAUUCUGUCUAUACUACGCGCCGCUGUGCCUCUGCCGGUAGGGCUCGGGAGAGAGCCCCAAGGCACAAUGCAACGACUGAGUUUCGUAACACGAUCGGUGAACGCCCCUCUACCAUCAUAUGUAUAUAUAUAUAUAUAUAUAUAUAUAUAUGGAUGAGCGAACAAAAUGUGUGACGUAAAAGACGGCCAGAAAUUCUCGCAUCAGUUUCCGUUAUCAGAUUUCAUGAGAUAGGUUGAGCCCAACCAUUCUGCCUAUAUCAUGCACCGCUGUGCGGCUGAUGCUUGGGUUCGGAGAGAGCCCGUAAGGCACAGUGGAACGAAUGUGUUCCGUAGAAUCAGUCGGUGAGCGUUCCUCUACCGCUGUAAAUUCCUGAUAACAACCGACAAGACAACAAACCUGUUAAAGUGCUGAACUUCUAACUAACAAAUAGCGGGAUCAAGCCCCCAGGCGUUUCAACUUUCGCCAUUGGAUAUGGCUGACACUGCUAAUUAUCCGGAAAUGGCCAUCCCAGUCUCCCUUAUGUUUAUAGGUAGUGCUAUUUUAAGUUGAUAUGCACAUAUAUACAUUGUCAGUGGAAGCGAAAAUGCGCGCCUACGGGUAUGAAUUCGUUCAUUAUGGUGUCGAGGAGAAUAUCCAGUUAUAAGCGCGCACGAGUAGAUAUGCUCCAGAAAUAAACGCAGUGUUUUGGCGAGUGGGUUACUACACCACGUCGAGCAACGAGGCCCGUGAGCCUUCACUUCAGUAGGGUGUUCUUUUGCUCUGUGUGAGUUGAAUACCCCGAAUAUAAACGUAUAAAAUAUGAGCAUGAUACCCAAAAAUGCCAGAGGGAAAGCGAAGCUGACAAAUGCUUCGAGCCUGAAAUUACUAUGAGACCUGCGUCAGUGAGCUGGAGCCUUAAAAAUACCUGUUAAUUACAUAUUUAAAAGAAAACAUCGCUCUGUCCUGCUUCGUUUGCAAACGUUUUGUAUUCACCACCUUGAUUAUUCAUCAUGCAGGUAUGACGCCCCUGGCGCUAUUUGCCUACGGCCGUUUCUUCCUCGACGUACAGCAAAUAAAGAUCCCCUACGUUCAGAUUGCUGGCCAGCUGCUCUACGUUGUUAUACCAGUCAUUGCUGGCAUGCUGAUUAAACGUUACCUCCCCAAAACUGCGGCUCAUAUUCGACGAUGCCUGCAACCCCUGUCGUUCAUUUUCAUCGCGGUCUUGGUGGGUUUCGGCACGUACGUGAAUCUUCCAAUCUACGCCUUGAUUGGUCCCUACCCACUGCUCCUCCCCACAGCCGCCGCCCUCCCCUGGAUCGGCUUUCUGGCCGCCGGCCUUGUCGCCUGCCUGCUUCGGAGGUCACGCGCCGAAAUUCUCACCAUCGCAAUAGAGACGGGCAUACAAAAUAUCGGCAUAGCCAUCCUCGUGCUGAUCUACUCGAUGCCUCAACCGGAGGGGGAUAUUGGUGCUGUGAUGCCCCUGGUCGUGGCUCUGUUCACUCCACUGCCUCUGAUGAUAGCUGCCAUUGUUGUCUGCAUUCAGGAUGGGCGAUGUGUCUGCUGCAAAAAAAGGCUGCAGCACACACAACUGACACAAACGACGGAAGAUGAGGAUCAAGUUGGUGGCCCUAGAGUCAAGGAGGUCAGUGAACAACACAAGAUGACAGCACUGAGAACUUAG
Molecule: messenger RNA, 13198 nt
Organism: Spirometra erinaceieuropaei
Lineage: Eukaryota; Metazoa; Platyhelminthes; Cestoda; Diphyllobothriidea; Diphyllobothriidae
Source: the annotation of a GenBank genome assembly